Eimeria maxima is the source of this 1134-nucleotide messenger RNA. RefSeq lists its product as hypothetical. The transcript is spliced from 6 exons. Lineage: Eukaryota; Apicomplexa; Conoidasida; Eucoccidiorida; Eimeriidae. The record is from RefSeq and is a predicted model, not a curated record. Bases 1 to 1134 code for a protein of 377 amino acids.
AUGCACGCAGAAACACCUCAUACAAAGGCCAGAGAUGGGGCUCCUCAGUGGGGCGCGCCAGAGGCCUCAGAUCUGCAACACCCUGAGGAAUCAGGUUUAGCUCAGUCACUCCGCUUCUACGUCGCGCAUGCAAACGCGGGAACGCGCAACAUGUGCGACAGCCCAGUAACCAGUGACAUCUUCCGCUAUCCUCCUGAGUCCCGCACUGCUGCCGCAGUGGCACUAGCAGCAGAUAAAGAGGACAGGCUGCUGCACCUCGUUCGCGGCUACGGCUGUGCAGUGGUCCUCGCCAACCUGCUUACGACCUUCUUGUGCUCUACCGCUCUUAUGUUCCUCAUUGGCGCCAACGCACCGGCCAGCACUGCGGCAAUACCUGCCAGCUUUGCGUUAACGCGCAACAUUCGCAUAAUUCCUGCUGGACCCGCGACAACGCUGGAAGAGGCCCUCUCCAAUCCUCGUUCGGUGUUGAUAACUGUCGGAUCGUCACUUACAGGCGAACUGCUGCUGCUGCUGAUUUUGCUGUUGCUGGCAUUCGACUCUGGCGGUUUCUCUGUCCGGUAUCGCCACGACGUGGUGGGGUGGGAAGCCAGCAGAGCCCGCAGCAGCGCCACUCUCUUUCUGUCUGCCAAUCGACGGCUCGUCGUGACGGCUACAACAGUUCUAUUUGAAGAUGGGCUGACCGGGUUGCGGCUGGCGGAGUGGGAGUUGUGGAGGGAGCAGGAAACAGCCCCAUCCCCGCAUGCAAUACUGGGUGAGGCAUUGCAUGGCGCGGACACAGGAACAGCUUCUCCUGCUGCUCCUACUUCUCCUGCUGCUCCUGGUGAAGCAGCAGAAGACAGUAGUCAGCUGCUUGAAACUCCCCCUAUGGGGCCAGAAAGCAGCAGCAGUGAGCCUGAACCUACGCGCCGUCGGCUAGCUGAUGCUACUGCCCUCCCCGUGACAACACCCCCAAUGCACCAGUUACAGCAGCUGCACCAACUAGAGCAGUUGCAGCACUUGCAGCAACUGGAACAGCUGCCCAGUCUGCGCCCUCAGCUGCUCCCAGGCCUGGAACAUAUGCCCCUUGUGCAUGCGCCAGCAGGGAGUGAACACGCGCGCCUCCUGUGGGGCGCCCCCUCUUUUGUUUUCUUGUGA